This is a messenger RNA of Spodoptera frugiperda (fall armyworm), 2886 nucleotides long. RefSeq names its product organic cation transporter protein. Gene Ontology annotation, molecular function: transmembrane transporter activity. The coding region runs from base 625 to 2367 and encodes 580 amino acids. Gene Ontology annotation, cellular component: membrane. The transcript has 7 exons. Lineage: Eukaryota; Metazoa; Arthropoda; Insecta; Lepidoptera; Noctuidae. The record is from RefSeq and is a predicted model, not a curated record. Gene Ontology annotation, biological process: transmembrane transport.
UGAGAUAAUAGAAGUGUGUGGAUAAGAUAGCCAGUGAACAUUAUCUUUCACUUGUCACUUAAAAGAAAUCUUCGUGUAAUUUGCAACGUGUAUCUAUCUUGUACCUAUCUGUUGUAUAAUAGACGUGGAGUUCUGAACCGAACCUGACAUGAUUACUUGAGAUCAAGAUAAGUUAAGCUGAUUUCUCAUAUCAAUGUCAAUCUGUAUGCAUAUAUCUUUAGUUUAUCACAUUAUUCUAUUGCAUCCAUCGACGUCUUCAAGCUGUCGAUGAUUGCAUCAAUGGCAACAACAGAUCAUUGUCAUCAUGUAAUUUUAAGCAACGGCUGUCGAUUUUGUAAAAAUGAAUACUUAUGUUCAACGAGGACCACAGUUUUAUGUCAACCUUAUUUGUAGCCUUGUGUGUAGAGCCAAUAAAGCUACAAGUCUGCUUUAUGUAUUAUGUCCGUGCGUCAGAUUGUAGCGGUCAAUGUCGACAGAACGUCAAACUUCACAUUGUUAUCAAAACUAACUUUGAUCAGCAAGUACAUGAAUGUUGUGUAUGAUCAACAGCACUGGCGACCCUGUAAUAUCCUAGUAUAAUGUUCAGCGUGCUUGUGACGUGGCAGAGCGUGUCAGUAGGCAGAGAUGGCCAGUCAGACCCAGAGCACGCAGACCACGAGCUCGUUAAGUAAGGAGAUAGACAUCGACGCUCUGCUGGAGCAGCUGGGCACGUUCGGCCGCUACCAGCGCUGGGUGUUCGUGUACCUGGGCGUGGCCAUCAUAUUCACCAGCAUCUACAACUGCCAAUAUGUGUUCAAUGCUGCUGGCGACAAAUACAGAUGUGAAGUUCCCGAGUGUGAAGAAUAUCCAGUUUACAGUCAAACGGACCCGUGGGGAAGAUUCGCGUUGCCAGCAAAAGGCUUCGAAUGCUACCGGAAGAUUCCCAUUGGCCAGACCUGCGCGCCUGAGAGCUUCUCCAACACCACCCAGCGCUGCUACUCCUGGGUGUAUGAAGAGGGACUGACCAUAGUCGCUGAGUUUGAUUUGGCGUGUCAGGAGUGGAAGCGCACAUUAGUGGGCACCAUCCACAACUUCGGCGUGUUCCUGGCCAUUCCGCUGACUGCCUCGGUCUCUGAUGCUUACGGCCGACGUUUCGCACUGAUCGGCACCUGUGUGGCUCCACCCGUCUUCGGUAUGAUGCGAGCCUUCUGCAGCAAUUACAUACUGUACUUAAUUCUGGAGUUCUUCGAAGCACUGGUUGGCAAUGGCACAUACAGCACAGCGUUUAUCAUAGCUCUUGAGAUAGUGGGUCUAAAGAUGCGAGUACUCGGUGGAAAUAUAAUCCAGAGCACGUACGCGGUGGGGCAGAUCCUGACCGCCGUCAUUGCCUGGGUCGUGCCUUACUGGAGGACAUUUACUAUCGUCAUAUUUGCUCCUUCUUUCCUAUUCAUUUUCUACAUCUUCUUUGUGGAAGAAAGCUUCCGAUGGUUGAUGGUCCAAGGAAAGGACGAUGAAGCUGCAAGAAUCCUUCUUAAAAUGGCAAAGUGGAACAAAGCGCAUCUUUUACCAGAAACUAAGGCAUAUCUGACCGGAGAACAAAGCAGAUUUUAUCGGCCUUGGAACCCGUUCCCCCGUAGCUCGCCAGCGCCACCCCCGCCCAAAGCGAAGCACCUGAUGCGGCAAGUGCUGAAGUCCAGGACGAUGAUGUUCCGCAUCAGCGUGGUGUCCUUCUGGUGGGUGUCGGUGACCAUGAUCUACUACGGCCUGUCCAUCAACUCGGUCUCGCUGAUGGGCAACAAGUACAUCAACUAUAUGAUGACGGCGUUUGUCGAGAUCCCUGGCUCACUUCUUUGCUAUAUGACACUCGACCGAUUCGGAAGAAAAAGCUCUAUAAUGACAAGCUUUUUUAUCUGUGGUAUAUCGUUACUCGUACUACCGGUUGUAAAGAACCAUUGUGUUAUUUCAGCGACUCUUGUGCUAGCCCUGAAUUUAGUGGGCAAGAUGAUGAUCAGCUUAAUCUUCUCCGGCAUUUACAUCUACACGGUGGAGUUGUUCCCGACGAACGCGCGCCACCGGCUGCUGGGCAUCUGCUCCAUGACGGGCCGCAUCGGCUCCAUGUGCGCGCCGCAGACACCUCUGUUGGUUGAUGGCGUACAUGGCGUCGCUGCCGUACAUUUUGUUUGGCUCGCUGGCUGGCACGUCGGGGCUGCUGAUGCUGCUGACUCCGGAGACGCUGCACAUGAAGCUGCCCGACACCAUCGAGCAGGCCGAGCAGAUGACCGUCGCCGGCCGCACCCACAAGACGACCGAUCUAAUUACGUAACACUGAGCUUGCGCUGCAGGCCUCGGUCUUACUCUCACUAUUCGCAGGUCUUUAGUAUAAGUUGAUGGCCAUCAAGUACUAGUAGUAGUUAUACUACGUAUAUAUUUUAGAUGUCAAAGUCCGGGAUCUUGAACGUCCCUAAGGCCGCUGCCUCGACUCAGGCGGCGGUGUGGGAGCGGGGCGGGCGUCGCAGAUCCGUUCUCGAAACUAGCGGGCAGAUCGCGCGACAUUGUGCCGCGUAGUGUUUAAUUAUUGUGUCGUCGAGAUAUUUGUUUUUAUUAGCGAAUGAAAUGUCAUUUCAAAUUAAAUUGCUGAACACUGCUACGCAGACGCGUGGGCGGUCACCGCUCGAAUAAAGUACACCGCUCGCUGCCCGCCCCCGCCCCGCUGCCGCGCCGCUGUUUUCGAGCGCCGGUCCAUUUGAUUUUACACAAGAUCCUGUUGCCACUCCGUUGAAGAUGAUGUAUGAACAUUAUACACAUACCUAUACAAUAUAAUGAUAUGUACUUAAUUAAAAUUAUACGAAUAAUCUCCACCAGGUUGUCCGUUACUGAGAUCAUUAUAGAUAACAUUGUGUUUAAUUA